AUGUAUUUUGUGUGGAGAUGGGAUGUUGAUGUCGGACAUACGGAGGGAUCGGAAUCGUCGCCUCUCGACACUCCACCUCAGGAGGAGGAGCAGAGGGAGAAGCCAGCUGAGGAGGAGGAGGAGCAGAGGGAGAAGCCAGAUGAGGAGGAGGAGGAGCAGAGGGAGAAGCCAGAUGAGGAGGAGGAGGAGCAGAGGGAGAAGCCAGAUGAGGAGGAGGAGGAGCAGAGGAAGAGGCCAGCUGAGGAGGAGGAGGAACAGAGGAAAAGGCCAGCUGAGGAGGAGGAGGAGCAGAGGGAGAGGCCAGCUGAGGAGGAGGAGCAAAGGGAGAAGGCAGCUGAGGUGGAGGAGGAGAAGAGGAAGAAACCAGUUGAGGAGGAGAGGGAGAGGCCAGCUGAGGAGGAGGAGGAGCAGAGGAAGAGGCCAGCUGAGGAGGAGGAGGAGCAGAGGAAGAGGCCAGCUGAGGAGGAGGAGAGGGAGAAGACAGCUGAGGAGGAGAAGAGGGAGAAGACAUCUGAGGAGGAAGAGUUGGAGAGGGAGAAACCAACUGAUGAGAAGAAGCAGAGAGAGAAGGCAGCUGAUGAGGAGGAGCAGAGGGAGAACCCAGCUGAUGAGGAGGAGCAGAGGGAGAACCCAGCUGAUGAGAAGGAGCAGAGGGAGAAGCCAGCCGAUGAGGAGGAGCAGAGGGAGAAGCCAGCUGAUGAGGAGGAGCAGAGGGAGAACCCAGCUGAUGAGGAGGAGCAGAGGGAGAAGCCAGCUGAUGAGGAGGAGCAGAGGGAGAAGCCAGCUGAUGAGGAGGAGCAGAGGGAGAAGCCAGCUGAUGAGGAGGAGCAGAGGGAGAAGCCAGCUGAUGAGGAGGAGCAGAGGGAGAAGCCAGCUGAUGAGGAGGAGCAGAGGGAGAACCCAGCUGAUGAGGAGGGGCAGAGGGAGAAGCCAGCUGAUGAGGAGGAGCAGAGGGAGAACCCAGCUGAUGAGGAGGAGCAGAGGGAGAAGCCAGCUGAUGAGGAGGAGCAGAGGGAGAAGCCAGCUGAUGAGGAGGAGCAGACGGAGAACCCAGCUGAUGAGGAGGGGCAGAGGGAGAAGCCAGCUGAGGAGGAGGAGCGGCGGCUGGACUUAACCCUAGAAGACCUGAUGCAAAUGAACAAGAUUAUUUCCAUCAAAUUCACAUAA
This is a messenger RNA of Knipowitschia caucasica, 1167 nucleotides long. The record is from the annotation of a GenBank genome assembly. Lineage: Eukaryota; Metazoa; Chordata; Actinopteri; Gobiiformes; Gobiidae.